AUGACACCCGCCCGCAAUAGCAAUGUCCAGUUGCUAGCAGUACUUGUCGAUUGGGAUGACGAGGAAGAGGGGGAAUACCGCUUCCUGGUCGACGGCAAGGACACAAAAUAUGUUACCGUCGACCUUGGUGUAUUACCAAAAGACAAUCGGACCUUUGGCCCGGUAUUAAUUCCGCUACUACCACCAUUUCCUCCUGGUGAUUGGAACGAGGGCCACGUCUCCAAGGAUCCUCUGAGUGGGCAGCCAGUCUUCUCCCGUUACACGCGCAGCGACUUGCCUGAAAUUUCAAAUACCUGGCACCACAUGCGCAUCGAUCAUCUAGAGUUCAAGCAGCUCUGUCAACUACGACAGAACAUUCACGUGGUUACGCAUUCGCUUUUUGGCCAACCCCUGGUUGUCAAGUUUGCCGAGUUUCCUUGGCAAAUGCCCUACUUCGAGGCCGAAACAACAGCGUAUGAAUGGCUUGAUAGCCAUGGAAUCGGUCCAAAAUUCAUCGCUCAUUUGACCGAGGCUGGGAGGGUCUUUGGCUUCGUUACGGAGUACAUUGACGGCGCAAGAUUCGCUGACAUCGGAGACCUGGCGGCCUGCCAAGAAAUCCUCUCUCGGCUACACUCUCUAGGUAUCAAGCAUGGCGACAUUAAUAAGUAUAAUAUUCUUAUCCGAGAAGGAAAAGCUAUGCUAGUUGAUUUCGAGGUCUCGCAGAGGUGCAAUGAGAAGCAAGAGCUCGAAGCAGAGUAUGAGCAACUCGAGGCUUCACUGAGCGACACUUCACAGAGAGGCGUCCCGUAUAUGGAUAUGGGGGACGUUCAACAAGCACUUCAGCAGUAA
Trichoderma aggressivum f. europaeum is the source of this 828-nucleotide messenger RNA. RefSeq lists its product as uncharacterized. The transcript has a single exon. The record is from RefSeq and is a predicted model, not a curated record. Bases 1 to 828 code for a protein of 275 amino acids. NCBI's taxonomy places the organism in Eukaryota, Fungi, Ascomycota, Sordariomycetes, Hypocreales, Hypocreaceae.